Microtus oregoni (creeping vole) is the source of this 666-nucleotide messenger RNA. RefSeq names its product claudin 6 (gene Cldn6). Gene Ontology annotation, biological process: cell adhesion; bicellular tight junction assembly. Lineage: Eukaryota; Metazoa; Chordata; Mammalia; Rodentia; Cricetidae. The record is from RefSeq and is a predicted model, not a curated record. Gene Ontology annotation, cellular component: plasma membrane; bicellular tight junction. Bases 1 to 666 code for a protein of 221 amino acids. The transcript has a single exon. Gene Ontology annotation, molecular function: structural molecule activity.
AUGGCCUCUGCCAGUCUGCAAAUCUUGGGGAUCGUCCUGACCCUGCUUGGCUGGGUCAACGCCCUGGUGUCUUGUGCUCUACCCAUGUGGAAGGUGACAGCCUUCAUCGGCAACAGCAUCGUUGUGGCCCAGAUGGUGUGGGAGGGGCUGUGGAUGUCCUGUGUGGUCCAGAGCACUGGCCAGAUGCAGUGCAAGGUGUACGACUCGCUGCUGGCGCUGCCCCAGGACCUACAAGCUGCCAGAGCCCUCUGUGUCAUCACCCUCCUCGUCGUCCUGAUUGGCCUGCUGGUCUACCUCGCGGGAGCCAAAUGCACUACCUGUGUGGAAGACAAGAAUUCCAAGUCUCGACUGGUGCUCAUCUCCGGGAUCACCUUUGUCAUCUCCGGUGUCCUGACCCUUAUUCCUGUCUCCUGGACUGCCCACUCCGUCAUCCAGGACUUCUAUAACCCCUUGGUAGCUGAUGCUCAAAAGCGGGAGCUGGGGGCCUCCCUCUAUCUGGGCUGGGCAGCCUCGGGCCUUUUGCUGCUGGGUGGAGGGCUGUUGUGCUGUGCCUGCUCCUCUGGGGGGGCCCGGGGACCUGGCCAUUACAUGGCCCGUUAUUCUACAUCUGCCCCACAUUCGGCCAUUCGGGGACCCUCUGAAUACCCCACCAAGAAUUAUGUCUGA